This is a messenger RNA of Daucus carota subsp. sativus, 3375 nucleotides long. Its product is annotated as protein GRAVITROPIC IN THE LIGHT 1. Gene Ontology annotation, biological process: response to red or far red light; negative gravitropism. The transcript has 2 exons. The record is from RefSeq and is a predicted model, not a curated record. Bases 1725 to 3095 code for a protein of 456 amino acids. Lineage: Eukaryota; Viridiplantae; Streptophyta; Magnoliopsida; Apiales; Apiaceae.
UUUAUCGUACAUAUUUUCAUCUCUUUUGUUAUGAUAAUUCUUCAGAGAGAGAGAGAGAGAGAGAGACAAAAACGAGGAAGAGAGAAGAGAGGUAGCUAUCGGAGUUAGAUUGUACUGUAGUGUUUUGUUUUUCUCGAGAUUCACGCUGUGGAGCCUCUAUGUAUUUCUGUAUGUAUAUGUAUUUUUCUAACGUUAAAUUGUUUGUACUCUAGUUGUCUUGGAGCGUUAUGUGAUGUUUUAAUAAUGGUCUGAUUUAGGGUUAAAUAUGGUGCUUAGGGUUCGGGUAAAGUCGGGUCGGUGGGAACUUCCCAACGGGUCGUUGCUCACGUGAUCUGCAGGCUUGUCUGUUUUAAAGUACUGUGUUGUUUCUCUUUAAAACAAUGAUUUAUAGCCGUUGGAUUGAACUAGACUUGUUUGGCUCCUAUUUCUAUGUACACAGCUGCCCAGGUUUCUUUGUCCAGUCAGCUAAUUCAAUAAGUAUAAUUUUUACUGUUCUUCCUGAGUUAAAAACAGUGAUAGAGAUGAAAGUGAGAUCAAAUUACCCUGACUUUAACUUUACAAAUGUGAUUCUAUGAAAGUUAUGUGAAUGACAUUUUUUGUUUAAAUAUAUAUAUAUUUUUUUAUCAUUGUUGGCUUCCUUUAGUUCACUAUCAUCUUUCGACUAAAAGAGAAAUUUGAGUUGGAGGGCAUUAUCACCUGCUCCAGCUUACGGUUUAGCUGAUGUGGUUAACAUGUGUAUGUAGUAGGCCCUGCCGAUAUAUCGGAGCAGUUGGUUGUUAUUUUAAUGCUCUUUAGGGGGGAUGGGGGCAGUUAUUGUUUGAUUUAUUACUCAAUGGAGCCUUAUGACCUCUUCAGUUAUAAUUGAUUGUCUGCUUGAUACAGAUAUUAUGUGCUCAUUUUUCCACUAAAAUUCUAUAUAUUUCCCGCACUUCUUGCCGUUUUAUGUUUUUAUAUAUUUGCUGUGACCCUUGCAUCGUGCAUUUUUUAGUUAAUGUAAUUUUUGUGGAUUUAUGAUACAAACAGACGAUUAGCUGCCAGAGUUAUACCUUCUGUCGGUAUAUCAAGUAAACUGGCUAUGACUUUUGUAGUGCAUUUUAGGCGUAUCAAAAUGCACUUGCAUAUAUUCGUUUUGUGUUAACUUUUUUCGAAUUUAAGUCGUAAGUUCCAAAUUUAAUUAUGAGUUGCACAAACAUGCAAAAAGUAUGUGCAACAAUUUUUCUAGUACGUGGUGAAGAGCUACGAUUAUUUUAACACCAGAGAAGCAUUGCACCUGUAGAUUGGAGCUCCCUGUGUAAAAUAAAAAUGACCCACGUUUAAUAUUAAACAGAUAUGUGAAUUGUGAUAGUACUAAAGUAUGGUAACAUUUAGUUGGCCUUUUCCUAUUCAUAAAAUACUCACAUGGUUGGAUUACUUUACACAAGUUGUUCAUUCCUCACCUGACAUUCUCCCAUUUGGUUUGCAUUACUUGUGCGUGUGCACCUAGUAACUGCAGCAAAGGCCUGACAGAGUGCCCACCAACCUUUAUAAAAAUGAAGUAUGAACUUUGGACCAAUCUAUGAACUUAGUUAUUCUAUCAAAUAUUCUGUCUCUUAAUUCUCAUUGUUCAUUCUCUCUAUUCUUCCUUUAGCCUAAUAGUUUAAUGAAGUUAUGAACUUUUUGAUGAAAGCAUGCAUCCAUAGCAAAAAGUAAAGGAAAUACCAUAUGUCCUCGAUCUAAGAGCUAAAAUGGAUCCGGUUAAUGUUGCAACAGUGACCCCCAAAAAGACUCGGCUAGCACGUGCUUUUACCAAGGUCUUGCACAUUCGAGCUUUGACGGGGAUUACCCCUGCUGGAGAUCAGCAUACUAAGGAACAUGUUCAAAAGCAUAAGAUAUUUGAUCAAGUCAAUCAUAAUACUGUAAAGACUGAUCGCUGUGAUUCCUUUGAUGAAGAUGAGAAGCUUCAGAGAGCAGAAGUUAUUGAAGCUUUCCUUGCCAAACUAUUUUCUAGUAUUUCCUCUAUUAAAGCAUCUUAUGCUGAAAUGCAGUUUGCUCAGUCUCCCUAUGACAGUGAAAGUAUUCAAUCUGCUGAUGAGAUGGUAGUCUCAGAGUUGAAAAUUUUAUCUGAGUUAAAACAGUGCUACUUCAAAAAACAGAUUGAUGAUUCAUCUCCCAGAACUACGCAACUUAUGGCAGAAAUUAAGGAGCAGAAGAGUCUUACUAGAACCUUACAAAUUAUGGCAAAGAAUUUAGAUUCUGAGCAUAAGCUAAAACAAUCUGAACUAACCUUUGUGAAAGAGAAGUUUGAAGAGGCCAAAAGUGAGAACAAGUUACUCGAGAAGAGAUUGAAUAUGUGUGGGCCAUUGUCGCCCCUUGACAAUCUUCACUUUUCAGUCCUAAACCCCAACCAUUUUGUAUUAGUCCUUCGGCAGACUGUUAAAGCUAUCAGGAGUUUUGUAAGGUUGAUGAUCAGUGAGAUGGAAUCUGCUGGCUGGGAUCUGGAUGCAGCUGCUAAGUCGAUUGAACCAGGUGUUGUGUACUCGAGGGACAUGCACAAAUGUUUUGCAUUUGAAUCAUUUGUUUGCCAAGAGCUCUUUGAUGGUUUUAAUUACCCUUACUUCUCUCUUUCACAUGAAUCCAUGUCUGAGAAGAAUAGGCAACAAAGGCAAUUCUUUGAUAGAUUCAUUGCGAUGAAGUCCCAUAAGAUGAAGGAGUAUCUGGCCUGGAAGCCCAAAUCCACAUUUGCAAAAUUUUGCCGUACCAAGUACUUGAGACUUGUUCAUCCCAAAAUGGAAGCAUCUCUAUUUGGUAACUUAAGUCAAAGAAAUUUGUUGACAUCUGGUGAUUUCCCAGAAACAGAUUUCUUUUCUCUGUUUUCAGAGAUGGCGAAGAAGGUGUGGCUACUACAUUGCCUAGCCUUUUCUUUCAAGCCAGAAGCCUCUAUCUUUCAAGUUAACAAAAAAUGUAGAUUCACUGAUGUUUACAUGGAAUGUCUAAAUCAAGAAGCUUUCUUGUCCCCUUCUGGUACAGUGGAUACUGAUCCUCGAGUGGCUUUUACGGUGAUUCCUGGGUUCAAGAUCGGUAAAACUAUAAUACAGUCUCAGGUAUAUCUAAACUGAUCUUCCACCGAGAUUAAUCAUUAGUUUAGCUAUUGGAUCAUUGUGUCAAUCUUGGUCCACUUCAUAGGCAACUUUUAAUUGAAUUUUGGCAAAAAAGUCGGAAUCUUGGCUCUCCUGGUUUUGAUGGUUUGUGGGGGCAUUUACCUUUAUUUUUACUUGAUGGUGCUGUACUAUUUCCCCAGUCUUGUUAAUACUCGAUCAGAAUAUGGUAGAGCCCAGGUGUUAUGUUGUAUAUUAUGGCGGUUAUAUAUAAUUAGCAAGUGCUUCUUAAAUUAUGUCA